AUGCAAUUGGCAGAAAGUAGGCAAGAAAGAAAAAAGUCGCCUAGGAGGAAACAGAAUAAUGAAGCGAGUAGUGGAGAGAGUAGUUCAAGGGAGGAGGGGAGUUCGAAGGAGGAGGAGAGUAUGAAGGGUAAAGAUCCAACACCAAGAUGGAGCGCGCUACGAGGCUCCCCGGAACUGCGCCCCUACAAUAGCCUGCCAAGGGGUCAAGACAUCAACAACUACCCCUCACUUGCCUUACAUCAAACCAACCUUCGAAACCAACUGAACUCAGUCGACUCCCCUUCCUCACCACAUAGACGACAUUCCCCGGCCCGAAGGACUCACUCCGAGGAUGUGUACACCGAAAGGGGGUCUUCUCCUCUAUCCAUGGGUGACGCUCAUCAUGUUAAUUCAUCUCAUAAACCAGCACGAGUUAAUCCUCUUAUGCAAUUGGCAGAAAGUAGGCAAGAAAGAAAAAAGUCGCCUAGGAGGAAACAGAAUAAUGAAGCGAGUAGUGGAGAGAGUAGUUCAAGGGAGGAGGGGAGUUCGAAGGAGGAGGAGAGUAUGAAGGGUAAAGGAAUACUAACACCCGAACCGACGAAGAAAUUCGAUUCGAACAUUAUUGAAAAACGAGUUAGUUUCGACAGCAACGUUACGAAUACAAUGAUGAAAGAAAAACUCAUCAGUGCCCUUCGGAGUCAGUCACUAAAAGGAGGAAAAUCAUUGGAACACCGACCAGCCCUAUCUCAUUUCCACCAGGGCGACCAAUCUGAUAACUCGGAAGAAUCUACGUCGAAUGAAGUAAGUAGAUGGAUUCAGGUUUUCGAUAAAAA
Molecule: messenger RNA, 812 nt
Organism: Leptinotarsa decemlineata (Colorado potato beetle)
Lineage: Eukaryota; Metazoa; Arthropoda; Insecta; Coleoptera; Chrysomelidae
Gene: btsz
Product: bitesize
Biological process (GO): exocytosis; intracellular protein transport
Cellular component (GO): exocytic vesicle; plasma membrane
Molecular function (GO): small GTPase binding; neurexin family protein binding
Source: RefSeq, a predicted model, not a curated record